AUGUCCAAGACAUACAAGACAUUGGCUGGUUCCGUUCGGUCAUUUCGUGCAUUGCCUCAAAGAUCAGUAAUGGUACGGUCUCGCUGUUUCAAAUCGUCUGCGCCCAAGAGGAAUGCGGUUCCCCCACCAGGCUACACCGCCGACCCGACGGCGGGUGCCAUGCUGCGCUUCGAAGCGUCCUUACCCCAACUACCCGUACCCACCCUCUCCUCGACAGCCGCAAAGUACCUUGAGACCGUCCAGCCGCACCUGACGCCGUCCGAGUUCGCGACGACCCAGGCCGCCGUCAAGACAUUUCUCGAGUCGGAGCAGGCAAAAACCCUUCAGGCGCGGCUCGAGGCGCGGGCGAAGGACCCGAACGUCAGGAGCUGGCUGUCGGACUGGUGGAACGACGUCGCGUACAUGGGCUACAGGGAUCCCGUGGUCGUGUACGUCAGCUACUUCUACUUGCAUAGGGACGACGUGCACAAGCCCGGGCAGGCGAGGAGAGCCGCCAGUCUUAUCAAGGCGAUGCUGCCUUUCAGGACGCUUGUAGAGAGCAAACAGCUGGAGCCCGAGAAAGUGCGUGGGAUCCCACUCACGAUGGAGUCGUAUCAAUGGCUCUUCCACUCCUGCCGAUACCCAGAGAAGCCUUCCGACGUAGCGCACAAGUUUGACGCCAGGGAGAACAAUCACGUCGUGUUCAUCCGGAAGAACAAGCUCUUCAAAGUGCCGCUUGCAGAUGCGAGCGGUCGGGAACUCUCCUCGGCUGAGCUGGAGGCGCAGAUCGAGAAGGUCAUCGCGUUGGCAGGCACCGACAAGGCCGUCCCUGUGGGUGCCCUCACUUCCGAGAACCGCGAUGUAUGGACAGACGCCCGUGCCACCCUCCUCGCGGCCUCGCCAUCAAACGCGGCUAACCUCAAAGAGAUUGAGUCUGCUAUGGUGGUCGUGUGUCUGGACGACACCGCCCCCGUCACGCGCGAAGACGCAAGCUGGGCUUGCUGGGUGGGCGACGGCCGGAACCGCUUCUUCGACAAACACCAGCUGAUCGUCUUCGAGAACGGCAAGUCGGGAUUCCUCGGCGAGCAUUCGUGCAUGGAUGGCACUCCCACUCUUCGCCUGAACGAGUUUACGCUUGCGUCCCUCGCUGCUGGCAAAAUCGACCUCGGCCCUCCACGCACGGCGGACACAGGCGCGAACCUGCCCGCGCCAAAAGAGCUGCACUUCGUAAUAGAUGCCAAGACACAAGAGUACAUCGCAAAGGCCGAAAGCGCGUUCGAUACCCUCGUCGGCCAACAUGACAUGGAGGUCUUGCACUACGAGGGCUACGGCAAGGAGUACAUCAAGAAGUUCAAGGCCUCUCCCGAUGCGUGGGCGCAGCUGGUGAAGCAGCUCGCGUUCCACAAGAUGUACAACAGGCCCGGCGUGUGCUACGAGAGCGCGCAGACGCGCAAGUACCAGCUCGGGCGCACGGAGGUCAUCCGGAGCGCCAGCAACGAGAGCAAGGUCUGGGCGGAGGCGAUGCUCAACCCUAACGAGACGGACGAGCACCGUGCGCUCCUCUUUAGACGAGCGGUGACCCGGCACUUGCAGUACGCCGCGUGGGCUGCAGACGGUCAGGGCGUCGACCGCCACCUCUUCGGGCUGAAGAAGAUGCUGCGCGAGGGCGAGCCCGUCCCCGCGAUCUACACCGACGCGGCGUUCUCGAAGACAAACCACUGGGAGCUCUCGACCUCCAGUCUCUCCUCUCCAUUCCUGGACGGCUGGGGCUACGGUGAAGUUGUGCCGGAUGGCUACGGCCUGUCGUACUCCAUCGGCGACAAUUACAUCCGCUGGACGAUCACCAGUUUGAAGCGGCGGACGGCCGAGCUCAAGCACUACCUCGCGGAGGCGGCGACGGAGACGCGGGCAAUGAUGGAGCGCGCCGCUGCCGCUGCGGAGGCGCAGAAACACAAGGGCGACGGCGCGAAGGCCAAACUGUCUCCAGCUGGUGUCGCUGUACGGUAG
This is a messenger RNA of Sparassis crispa, 1986 nucleotides long. RefSeq names its product Carnitine O-acetyltransferase, mitochondrial. Gene Ontology annotation, cellular component: peroxisome; mitochondrion. Gene Ontology annotation, biological process: carnitine metabolic process. Bases 1 to 1986 code for a protein of 661 amino acids. The transcript has 10 exons. The record is from RefSeq and is a predicted model, not a curated record. Gene Ontology annotation, molecular function: carnitine O-acetyltransferase activity. NCBI's taxonomy places the organism in Eukaryota, Fungi, Basidiomycota, Agaricomycetes, Polyporales, Sparassidaceae.